Molecule: messenger RNA, 2500 nt
Organism: Lutra lutra (Eurasian river otter)
Lineage: Eukaryota; Metazoa; Chordata; Mammalia; Carnivora; Mustelidae
Product: splicing factor, proline- and glutamine-rich-like
Biological process (GO): regulation of DNA-templated transcription
Cellular component (GO): nucleus
Molecular function (GO): RNA binding
Source: RefSeq, a predicted model, not a curated record
CAUCCGCGAUCUUGUGGGAAGCAAGGUGGCCUCCACGUUCCCUGAGCGUCUUCUCCGCUUCUGCCUCGACCGCCCCUUGAUCACAGACAUGUCUCGGGACCGGUUCCGGAGCCGUGGCGGUGGCGGUGGCGGUGGCGGCUUCCACCCGCGCGGAGGAGACGGCGGCCGCGGCGGCCUCCACGACUUCCGCUUCCCGCCACCCGGCAUGGGCCUCAAUCAGAACCGCGGACCCAUGGGGCCCGGGCCGGGCCAGGGUGGCCCCAAGCCCCCGAUCCCGCCACCGCCUCCGCAUCAGCAACAGCAGCAGCCACCGUCGCAGCAGCCGCCACCACAGCAGCCGCCGCCCCUUCAGCCGCCACCGCAUCAGCCGCCGCAUCAGCCGCCGCCGCCGCCGCCACAGGACUCGUUCAAGCCCGUCGUUCCUCAGGGACCGCGCCCGGCUCCCGGAGUGGGCAGCGCUCUGCCGGCCUCCGGCUCGGCACCGCCUGCCACUCCUCCGACCUCCGGGGCCCCUACGGGGCCGAGCCCCACCCCGACCCCGCCGCCCGCUGUCACCUCGGCGCCCCCCGGGGCGCCCCCGCCGGCGCCGCCGAGCAGCGGGGUGCCCACCACCUCGCCUCAGACCGGGGGCCCGCCGCCUCCACCCACAGGGGGCCCGGGCCCCAGGCCUAAGCAGGGCCCAGGGCCCGGAGGCCCGAAAGGCGGCAAAAUGCCAGGCGGGCCAAAGCCCGGCGGUGGUCCGGGCCUAAGCACUCGCGGCCACCCCAAGCCGCCGCACCAAGGCGGCGGGGAGCCCCGCGGUGGUCCGCAGCACCACCCGCCCUACCACCAGCAGCAUCACCAGGGGCCCCAGCCUGGCGGGCCAGGCGGCCGCAGCGAGGAGAAGAUCUCCGACUCAGAGGGAUUUAAAGCCAACUUGUCUCUCUUGAGGAGGCCUGGAGAGAAAACUUACACUCAGCGUUGUUGGUUGUUUGUUGGGAAUCUACCUGCUGAUAUCACAGAGGAUGAAUUUAAAAGACUUUUCGCUAAAUACGGAGAACCAGGAGAAGUUUUUAUCAAUAAAGGCAAAGGAUUUGGUUUUAUUAAACUUGAAUCUAGGGCAUUGGCUGAAAUUGCCAAAGCUAAACUUGAUGAUACACCCAUGAGAGGUAGACAGCUUCGGGUUCGUUUUGCCACACAUGCUGCCGCUCUCUCUGUUCGAAAUCUUUCACCUUACGUUUCCAAUGAACUGUUGGAAGAAGCCUUUAGCCAAUUUGGUCCUAUUGAAAGGGCUGUUGCAAUUGUGGAUGAUCGUGGGAGAUCUACAGGGAAAGGCAUUGUUGAAUUUGCAUCUAAACCAGCAGCAAGAAAAGCCUUUGAAAGAUGCAGUGAAGGUGUUUUCUUACUGACAACAACUCCUCGUCCAGUCAUUGUGGAACCACUUGAACAAUUAGAUGAUGAAGAUGGCCUUCCUGAAAAACUUGCACAGAAGAAUCCAAUGUAUCAAAAGGAGAGAGAAACGCCUCCUCGUUUUGCCCAACAUGGCACAUUUGAGUAUGAAUAUUCUCAGCGAUGGAAAUCCCUGGAUGAAAUGGGAAAACAGCAAAGGGAACAAGUUGAAAAAAAUAUGAAAGAUGCAAAAGACAAAUUGGAAAGUGAAAUGGAAGAUGCCUAUCAUGAGCAUCAGGCAUAUCUUUUGCAUCAAGAUCUGAUGAGACGCCAGGAAGAAUUAAGACGCAUGGAAGAACUUCACAAUCAAGAAAUGCAGUAACGUAAAGAAAUGCAAUUAAGGCAAGAAGAAGAACGACGUAGAAGGGAAGAAGAGAUGAUGAUUCGUCAGUGUGAAAUGGAAGAACAAAUGAGACGCCAAAGAAAGGAAAGUUAUAGCUGGAUGGGCUACAUGGAUCCAAGAGAAAGAGACAUGAGAAUGGGUGGUGGAGAAGCAAUGAACAUGGGAGAUCCCUAUGGUUCAGGAGGCCAGAAAUUUCCACCUGUAGGUGGUGGAGGUGGCAUAGGUUAUGAAGCUAAUCCUGGAUUCCCACCAGCAACCAUGAGUGGUUCCAUGAUGGGAAGCGACAUGCCUACUGAGCGCUUUGGGCAGGGAGGUGCGGGACCUGUGGGUGGACAGGGUCCUGGAGGAAUGGGGCCUGGAACUCCAGCAGGAUAUGGUAGAGGGAGAGAAGAGUAUGAAGGCCCAAACAAAAAGCCCCGAUUUUAGAUGUGAUACCUAGGUUUUCAUUCCAGUUUGUUUUUGUCUUUUCUUGUUUAGAUACCAAUCUUUUAAUUUCUUGCAUUUUAGUAAGAAAGCUACCUUUUUAUGGAUGUUAGCAGUUUAUUGACCUAAUAUUUGUAAGUGGUCUGUUUGGGCAGGUAAAAUUAUGUAAUGCAGUGUUUCAAAUGGGAAUUUUUUUUUCUUUUUAUUUCCUUUUUUUUUUUAAACUGUAUAAUGUCCCUCAAGUUAUGGCAGUGUACCUUGUGCCACUGAAUUUCCAAAGUGUACCAAUUUUUUUUUUUUUACUGU